GCGCCACCCGCGCAAUAUCGACAGGCAUCCCAGGAGCUGUGAGCCAGAUAGUGGGUUCGCGGGCCGCUCCGCACCCAGGCGAGCUCCAAGAGCCCCUCGAGAGGGCCCAGCGGCGCGACGCCGCGGGUCCGGCAGCCAGCGGGACGAUCCACGCGGCCGCCGAGCAGAGGACCCCUUGCUGGUCAGAGCUGCGGUCAGACCCGCGCUCUGACAGCGGUGGCCAGCCAGCCAACAAGGGCAAGGGCAAGGCCACGCUGAAGGCCAAGAAGCCGAACAAGCGAGGAGGCAGAGCGGCGGACACGCGUGAGCACCGCCAGCUACGAGGGACCGCUUUUAGGAAGCUUGCGGCGUGCGGCAGCAAGGCGAAGCUUACUCAGGAGGAGCGAGCAGCGGUGAAGAGGCAGCUGGCGAGCGACAUCGAGAGGCUGACGACGGAGAGUCAGAACAUGAGGCAGGAGCUUCAGAACAGGGACGUGCAGAUCGCAGAGAUGAGAGGACAACUGCAGGGUCAGCAGCAGGCUCAGCAGCAGGCUCAGCAGCAGCGGGUAGCCCCGCGCGGCGAGAUGAUGGAUCCGAAGAUCCUUCACAAGGUGAAGCCGUUCGACGGCCAAAGGUCAAGCUGGAAGACGUUCAGCUUCCAGUACAGAGCGUACCUGAUCGCCCAGGAUCGGAGGUACCGAGAUCUUCUGGAAAGGUGCGAGGACGGAGCCCAGGAGGUGGACAACGUCAACCUGGACCCGCAGGAGGAAGAACUCAGCACGCAGUUGUACUACGGCCUGGUCCUGGCCAUGCCCGAGGACUCGGUGGGCGAGCUGAUCGUGAGGAACAGCCCAGUAGGAGAAGGAGCCGAGUGUUGGAAGAAGCUUCAGAAGGAGUACAACCCGAGCGAGGCAGGCAACGUGCUGGCGAUGUGGACCAAGCUCACGGACACGAAGCUCGACACCAAGGAAGACGUGAUGGUGAGCAUCAGCAAGCUGGACGAGGACAUGGCGAGGUACCAGAAGAUGGCAGGAGAGCCCGUCUCGGACCUGAUCAAGCGCGGCAUCCUCACAAAGGCGCUGAAGGAUCACGACGAGCUCCAGAAGCACGUGUUUCGGAACAGCAGUCGGUUAAGUACGUACGAGCUUCUGAGAGCCGAGGUGGUGUCGGCGUUGGCGGCAGAGCGAGCGGUUCAGGACGACCCGAUGGAGAUCGGAGCGCUGAAGGGCGGAAAGAGACCGUGGAAAGGCCGCGGCAAAGGGAAAGACGGAAAAGGCAAGGAGAAGCCACCGAAUCCCGACGCCGAGAUCGAGUGCCACUACUGCCACAAGAAGGGUCACCGCAGCGCAAACUGCCGAAAGCGGAUCGCCGACGAGAAGAAGACACCCGAGAAGGACAAGAAGGACAAGAAGCAGUUCCGAAAAGAAAAGGCAAAAGAAAAGAAGAAGAUCGGGGCAGCGGCAGUCAGGGAGCUCGAAAGGUUACGACAGACAGGAGUGGGCACAGGUCACAAGAAGCGCAGCCACACGAUCGACUGGAAGUACUGCUUGCCUAGCUACUACCAAUAUGUGUGCUGCUCUUGCAAGAAGACCUUUGAAGGACGGCGAUGGCACUACGAUCAGUGGAAGCUGGACUACUGUGCCGUGUGUGCCGAGUACUGCCUGGACGGCCUCAAGGACGGGGAAGAGACAGACGACGACAAGAAGCCAAAGAAGCGCAAGAAAGGUGCGCAGAUCAGUGCGAUACCGAGGUCACAGGUGACCAAGCACAACUACACGCCGACGGACAGCAACGUUGUCGGCUUGAAGGGCAUAGGAGGCGAGGAGAUCGAGAGGUACGGCCACGUGGUCACUGGAUCAUCAACGGUACCAUCGAGCCACCUGAUGGAGCUGAGUUCGUACCUCUACGUCGUCACCAAGGAACCAGCUGAUGAGAACAAGAUCCCGAAGGUGGUGUUCGACAUCUUUUACGUAGGGACGGACCAGCUGGCUGCGAAGUACAAGCUUAAAGGAGGUUACUUCAGCAUCAGGGAGAAGACGUCGGUCACGAAGGCCGAGUUAGACCAAGCGGUCUCUGUCUUGAAUGUUAUCGACUGUAAGAUCUUGGCUCAGGCGACGUUGUACGCGAACAAGGAGACGGAUGACUACAAGGUGUCCUUCCUGCUAGGCGUGCUGGAAGCUUGGGGUCACACAACAGUCAUACUUCAGACAGACCAGGAGCCUGCCACCAUGGCUCUGGCGCAGGCAGUUCGAGAUCGCAGAUCACACUCAACCUUGGUGCGGGGAUCACCGCCCUUUUCCAAGCAGAGUGCAGGCUACGCUGAAGGAGGUAACAAGCUAGCUGCUGGUCUACUUCGAGCCUACAAGCUGAAGCUGGAGCACAAGCUGGGCAGCGAGAUCAAGAUGACGGAUCCGAUCGUGCCAUGGCUUGUGAACUCAGUGGGGUGGAUGAUCACCAGAUUCCAGCCUCGCAGUCACGGAGGUUCCUCCUACAAGAUGCUCUACGGCAAAGAGUACAACGGCGAGAUUGCGGAGAUGGGUGAGCAGGUCUGGUAUCGGAUCUCAGCCCGAGUUGCCGCGGGACGUGGCAAAUGGGAAGCCCGCUUCGCAAAAGGAAUCUGGGUUGGUAAGAGCGAGCUGGACGACACACAUCUCGUGAUCGAUCCUGAACGUGGAGUGCAGAAGGUGAGAACGGUGCGAAGGAUGCCUGAGGAGUUCAGGUGGCAGCCCGAGCUCAUCCAGCACAUCAGGGUGACGCCCUGGAAGCAGACGCCCGACAAGAGUUCAGGAACGAUCGGACGCAGCAUGUACAUCACGGAGCGCAUGAUCGAUGCUCAUGGUCCUACCGACGAUUGCAGGAAGUGCAGUACAGGAUACGGUUCGCAUUCGGCAGCCUGCCGACAGCGUUUCGAGACCAUUCAGACCGACUUGCUGCGCGAGAAGUUGGCGAAGGACCCUGUGGCCCCUGAGGCUACAGUCGUGGUGCCAGCGCCGGCUGCGGGAAGCCCCGCGCCUGGAGCGACUUUCGGCGAAGCGCCCCAGGUGAAGUUCAUGAAGGAGCUGAGGAGCCACUUCGGAGAUCCUGAGGAGCAGCAGGUGGAGCAGAUGGUUGAGGUGAGCGCCGAGCUGCAUGAGAAAGACCAGUGGAGCCCAAAGACGAUACACUACGAUUACUACACUGGAGAGCCUCUGGAUGAGGACCUGUAUCAGAAGGGUCGCGACGACGAGCUGCAGGCCAUGAAGGACUAUGGGGUCUACGUGGAAGUGGCGACAUCGACGGCGACCGACGGCAAGCACAUUGGAGGGUUCCCGAUAGCCCACAUGAAAGAAGGAAAGGUCAGGUGGAGGUUCGUAGCAACCGAGGUGAACAAGUACGAGGUCAGGGAGGACAACCACCAAGGCACGCCCCCGCUCAUGAUCGUCAGAGCGACGCUGAGCCGUGCCGCUUCAAGUCCAACUUCCAGCGGGCAGCACCUGCGGAAGAUACAAGUCUGGGACGUCAGGAAGGCUUUCUUCAACGCUGACUUAGACGAGACGAUCUACGUGCAUCCUGGGAGAGAGCUGUGUCCGCCUGGAAGGUGCUGGUGGUUACGCAAGGCCAUGAACGGUACCAGGAAGGCGUCGCAGAUGUGGGGAGCGGUGGGGCAGACUACAUACCUCAAGAGGACGAUCGGCUACACCGACAAGUUGCCAGGUUGCGAGGAGCCAGGUUUCUUCUGGACUGCCGAUCCUAAGCAUGUGGACUUCAUGAUCAAGUGGACGCAGAAGCGAGGACUUCAGUGUAAGACGUACCUGAUCGAGACCCAGAGGCCCUGCAACCUGAAGAUCUAUAGUGACAGCACAGCUGGACGUGGCAUGUGCAGUCGAGUUGGGGUGGGCAAGGUCAGGCACCUGGAGUUGAGGUACUUGUGGAUUCAGGAGCGGUUGCGUCUCAAGGCGUUCGAGCUGCACAAGGAGGACACCAGCAAGAUGACAGCCGACAUGCUCACGAAGUACAGCGAGUGGCCGACAAUCGAGAAGCAUUGCACCACUCUCAACCUCAGGUUCGGAAAGCAGUUGAAGGGCUUGAGCGCAAUGGCAGUUUUCACGGAGGUCGUGACGAAGGCGUCAGGCGAGAAGGUGACAGUGUACGGAGGUUCUGACGAGGUUGCGGUUUGCCCCGCGCCUGUCAGCCACUACGUGGACAGCGAGGAGUUCUGGUUCUUCCUGAAGUUGGGACUAGUUGUGGUGACUGCAGCCAGUGCUUUCUUACUGGGGUGCUGGUGUGGUUGUUACUUCAAGGACUUAUACGACAAGUUCCUCCUCCAGGGUGCGGUUGACCCCGCCUCUGGAAGCACGUGUAUACCAUCUGCGCGGGCUGAGGCCGAGUUCAAGACCGUGUGUGUACAGCAGGACAAAGGAGCAAGGCACAAGCUCUUAAGCACGUUUCUUGUAGCUGAGCUGCGAGCUGUCUUGAAGGCCAAGAGCCUGGCCGUGUCAGGGAUCAAGGAGGACCUAGUCACGAGGAUGAUCAAGCACGGAUGCGUUCUGUCGGAUCGCCAGGCCAAGGAGAUCGAGCAGCUGCGAGUGAUGGCUACAGCGCGAGGACCUCUCACCAAGCUCAGCUUGCAGGACAUCAGCAGUCCAGAGGCCGCGCAGAAGUGGAUCGAGACGUUCAAGAGCGAGUGCAGAGACCGUUCCAGAGGCUCUCAGGUGAUCCACGGAGAGG
This is a messenger RNA of Prorocentrum cordatum, 4686 nucleotides long. The record is from the annotation of a GenBank genome assembly. Lineage: Eukaryota; Dinophyceae; Prorocentrales; Prorocentraceae.